Messenger RNA from Teleopsis dalmanni, 1279 nucleotides. RefSeq names its product sodium channel protein PaFPC1-like. Gene Ontology annotation, molecular function: voltage-gated sodium channel activity; low voltage-gated calcium channel activity. Bases 92 to 1279 code for a protein of 395 amino acids. Lineage: Eukaryota; Metazoa; Arthropoda; Insecta; Diptera; Diopsidae. Gene Ontology annotation, biological process: calcium ion import; sodium ion transmembrane transport; membrane depolarization during action potential. The transcript has 5 exons. Gene Ontology annotation, cellular component: voltage-gated sodium channel complex; plasma membrane; neuron projection. The record is from RefSeq and is a predicted model, not a curated record.
AUUAUUUUUAUCGCAACAACUUAUACAGAGUCACCCAUGUACAUCAGGGUUCUUAAGUCCACCUACUUCUGCGAGCCGCAGACCAUCAGUGAUGUUUAAUGAAUAUGUUUUACUGCAUACGCCACCUGCCGAGCCGGUGACUGUAGAGAAAAACGUCUGUUCGUCAGAAAAAAUGACACAAGCAGGAGAUGGCAGCAUCUGGCAGGUGAACUUACCUCAAACGAUUGGUACGAUUGCGAAUCCUUAUGCUGAUUGUUCAGAAUUGGGUAUACAUGAUGCAAUGACUUGUCAAGAACUUUUGGCAUUUUCUGUGGCCUUUUCAGCAGCAUUGCCGACUGGACAGAGUACGCUCGAAUCGUUUUAUAAUUCAUUGGCACGUUGUGAUCCACACACUGCAGAAGCAUUCAAAAAUCAACAAAAUCUGGAAAAUACUGCGGUAGUACUACAUCAUCAGAAUUCAGUUAAGGAUCGUAAGAAACCUAUUGAGGCAACGAGUGCCAAUGGUGGUAACGGCAUCACUGCAACAACGAACAUAACUGGCAAUUAUAUGGAAGACUAUUCAUGUUGCUAUGAUUUGUAUCAAAAUGCUCUAUCCCCAUUGGAUGAUAGAAAACAACGCUCUAAGGUUAUGAAUUGCAUCAUAAGUUCUUAUCGUUGUGUUAUGAAUAUUUGCGGCAUCGGUAGACGAUAUAUCAAACGUCUGGUUGAACAUAAAUCCUUUCAGCAGGGCAUUUUAUUAGCCAUUUUGAUUAAUACACUAUCCAUGGGUAUUGAGUAUCAUAAUCAACCUGAAGAAUUAACUGUCAUUGUAGAGACAAGUAAUAUUGUCUUUUCUGGAAUUUUUGCUGUUGAAAUGUUGCUUAAAGUUGUUGCUGAGGGUCCAUUUCGUUAUAUAGCAAAUGGAUUCAAUGUGUUCGAUGGUGUAAUUGUGAUAUUAAGCGUCAUUGAAAUAUGUCAGCAAUUUCUGGGCAACGGCACCGGAGGCGGUGGUUCCGGUCUUUCGGUAUUGCGUACGUUUCGUUUGUUGCGCAUCUUGAAGCUUGUACGGUUCAUGCCCAAUUUACGUCGGCAAUUAUUCGUUAUGCUGCGGACCAUGGACAACGUUGCGGUGUUCUUUUCGCUGUUAGUGCUCUUUAUUUUCAUAUUCAGUAUACUCGGCAUGAAUCUAUUCGGAUGUAAAUUCUGCGAGAAAGUUAAUGGAGAGACGAUAUGCGAUCGUAAGAAUUUCGACAGCCUUCUAUGGGCGCUCGUCACUGUAUUUCAGCUAAGCUGUUAUUGA